This is a messenger RNA of Podospora pseudocomata, 476 nucleotides long. RefSeq lists its product as uncharacterized. The transcript is spliced from 2 exons. The coding region runs from base 78 to 476 and encodes 132 amino acids. The record is from RefSeq and is a predicted model, not a curated record. Lineage: Eukaryota; Fungi; Ascomycota; Sordariomycetes; Sordariales; Podosporaceae.
UCGUCAUCGACGCCAUUCACAGCCCAGAUGCGAACACCGCAUCCCCACACACCCUUCUCCAACCCCCUGCCCCAUUCAUGGUUCCUCUAGACUUCUCGUCCCUCCCCGUCCUCUCUCCGUCCACCCAUCAAAACAGCUUGACACCUUUGACCCAAGUCCGCGAUCGCUCUUGGGAGUGCACAACUCGGCCCACACCACCUUCGGCUCUACAGGCAUCCUCUGCUCCCCAUCGGUGUAAAGCUCUUCACGAGCAUCUCUCCACCUGCCGGGGCGAGCCGGCCCUGGGCACCCGUCUUCCGUCUGAUAUUACCGUUACCGCCGACUUACCCUGUCCCCGUUGGCGGUCGACCUGGCUUCUAUUCUCAUCGUUCUUACUCUUCUUCCCUCGGCCGCAAGCCGUUGUCGGCUUCGCAAUCUGCCGGUUUACCUCUUCCCGGUUAUUGUUGUCUGAGCACCCAGCCUCUGGCGAUAAGUGA